This is a messenger RNA of Budorcas taxicolor (takin), 2544 nucleotides long. RefSeq names its product LIM domain containing preferred translocation partner in lipoma (gene LPP). The record is from RefSeq and is a predicted model, not a curated record. The transcript has 11 exons. Lineage: Eukaryota; Metazoa; Chordata; Mammalia; Artiodactyla; Bovidae. Gene Ontology annotation, biological process: cell-cell adhesion. Gene Ontology annotation, cellular component: focal adhesion; stress fiber. Bases 191 to 2035 code for a protein of 614 amino acids.
GGUGAGAUCAUUGCGGAAACAGAGCGGAGGACCGAAUCCAGUCACCUGAUUCCAGUUCAGUGCUUUUGCCAUUGUUCUACAGGGCAUUCAUCGGAGGGAAGACAUUUUUCCUCAGCUGACACUAGCACUGCAGUUUGCUGGCCCUUGUGUCCACUGAUCAUUCUAAGAACGAGCUGUCCAAGAUUCAACAAUGUCUCACCCAUCUUGGCUGCCACCAAAAAGUACUGCUGAGCCUCUUGGCCAUGUGUCUGCACGGAUGGAGACCACCCAUUCCUUUGGGACCCCCAGCAUUUCAGUGUCCACACAGCAACCACCCAAGAAGUUUGCCCCAGUUGUUGCGCCAAAGCCCAAGUACAAUCCAUACAAGCAACCUGGUGGUGAAGGUGAUUUUCUUCCACCCCCACCUCCACCUCUGGAUGAUUCCAGUGUUCUUCCAUCAGGCUCUGGAAACUUCCCUCCUCCCCCGCCCCUUGAUGAUGGUGCUUUCAGGGGACAGGGAAAUCCUGGAGGCAAGACCCUUGAGGAGAGACGCUCCAGCCUGGAUGCUGAGAUUGACUCACUGACUAGCAUCUUGGCUGACCUGGAGUGCAGCUCCCCCUACAAGCCUCGGCCCCCGCAGGGUACUACUAGUUCAACAGCUUCUCCUCCAGUCUCCACCCCUGUCACAGGACAUAAGAGAAUGGUCAUACCAAACCAACCCCCUCUGACAGCAACUAAGAAGUCUACACUGAAGCCACAGCCUGCACCCCAGGCUGGACCAAUCCCUGUGGCUCCAAUUGGAACACUAAAACCCCAGCCUCAGCCUGUCCCAGCUUCUUACACUACAGCAUCCACCCCUUCAAGACCUACCUUCAAUGUGCAGGUGAAGUCAGCCCAGCCCAGCUCCCAUUACAUGGCUGCUCCUUCACCAGGACAGUUUUAUGGUUCAGGGCCAGGGGCCCAAGGUUAUAACACUCAACCAGUUCCUAUCUCUGGGCAAGGUCCACCUCCUUCUACACGGGGAGGCAUGGAUUAUGCAUAUGUUCCACCACCAGGACUUCACCCUGAGCCUGGCUAUGGGUAUGCUCCCAACCAAGGACGCUAUUAUGAACCCUAUUGUGCAGUGGGGCCUGGCUAUGGGGGCAAAAAUGACUCUGAUCCUUCCUAUGGUCAACAAGGCCAUCCAAAUACCUGGAAGCGGGAACAAGGGUAUACUCCUUCUGGCCCUGGGAACCAGAACCCUGCUGGGAUGUAUCCAGUUGCUGGUCCCAAGAAGACCUAUAUCACAGAUCCUGUUCCAGCCCCCUGUGUACCACCACUGCAACCAAAGGGUGGACCAACAGGGUCCAUGGGACCUCCAGCUGCACCCUCCUCAUUCCGCCCUGAAGAUGAGCUCGAGCACCUGACCAAGAAGAUGCUGUAUGACAUGGAAAAUCCACCCGCUGAUGAAUACUUUGGCCGCUGUGCUCGCUGUGGCGAAAACGUAGUUGGGGAAGGGACUGGAUGCACUGCCAUGGAUCAGGUCUUCCACGUGGAUUGUUUCACCUGCAUCAUCUGUAACAACAAGCUCCGAGGGCAGCCCUUCUACGCGGUGGAGAAGAAAGCCUACUGCGAGCCCUGCUACAUUAAUACCCUGGAGCAAUGCAGCGUUUGCUCCAAGCCCAUCAUGGAGCGGAUUCUCCGAGCCACAGGGAAGGCUUAUCAUCCUCACUGCUUUACCUGUGUGAUGUGCCACCGCAGCCUGGAUGGGAUCCCAUUCACCGUGGACGCUGGUGGCCUCAUCCACUGCAUUGAGGACUUCCACAAGAAAUUUGCUCCCCGCUGUUCUGUGUGCAAGGAGCCUAUCAUGCCUGCCCCUGGCCAGGAGGAGACUGUCCGGAUUGUGGCUCUGGACCGUGAUUUCCAUGUUCACUGCUACCGGUGUGAGGAUUGUGGUGGUCUCCUGUCUGAAGGAGAUAACCAAGGCUGCUACCCGCUAGAUGGACACAUCCUCUGCAAGACCUGCAACUCUGCCCGCAUCAGGGUGUUGACCGCCAAGGCCAGCACCGACCUUUAAAUCCAGUCGCCUGUUUAGCGGUUAGUUGGUGGCUCCGAGAAGGAUGAAACACAAGAAAAAUAUGAGAAGAGAAAUAGGAAAAGAGAGGAAAGGCAUUCAAGCUAUGGGAUGGCCUCUACUUCAUCCACUAUUAACCUUUCUUUAGAAACACCUAGAAUAUGAGAUUUUUUUUUCAAGUUCUUACAGUACACAUUUCACAGUUAAUCAUGUAGAACCUUGAUAGGCCUUUGUUCCCAAGGACUUGCACAUUUUUGCACGGAUUAUGCUCCAUCCCAUUCACUUCUGCAUUCCUUUAACUUUUAAUCCCUAUGUUUGUCUCACUUUUCAUCUGGUUGAAUGGCUUUUUUUUAGUGUGGUAUUUGCUGUCACACAGUUUUUCCUGGGGAAGUCUGCCAAUUCCCAGGUGCUUUUCAGCUUGAAGGCUCCAUGCUAUCACUUCCACACUGGCAGCAAUCAUAAAAGAUAGUCAUUCAUUUUCUGUGUAUUGAAAAAAAUUGUCUUUUAUUGCU